This is a messenger RNA of Uloborus diversus, 1693 nucleotides long. Its product is annotated as apoptosis regulator Bcl-2-like. Bases 130 to 930 code for a protein of 266 amino acids. Gene Ontology annotation, molecular function: protein homodimerization activity; protein heterodimerization activity. Gene Ontology annotation, biological process: extrinsic apoptotic signaling pathway in absence of ligand; intrinsic apoptotic signaling pathway in response to DNA damage; regulation of apoptotic process. Gene Ontology annotation, cellular component: mitochondrial outer membrane. The transcript is spliced from 5 exons. NCBI's taxonomy places the organism in Eukaryota, Metazoa, Arthropoda, Arachnida, Araneae, Uloboridae. The record is from RefSeq and is a predicted model, not a curated record.
AGUUUCGCGCUUUCGCUUUGUGUUUGUAUGGAUUUAGAUGUGUGCAUGUAAGAACAUGUGAGAAAAUAUUAAUUUUCAUUUACAUUUUGGAAUAACCCAUGCUCUAUCUUUAGUUUCUAGACCACUUCUAUGGCAAUCGGUUUACAGCCUCCUGGUGAUUACUCACAACCUGCAAGUACUUCUUCUACCAGUGAAAAUUGUCCCCAACUUUCAAGCAUGAACAAUCUCAGGAGCACCCUCACCCUUCCAUUGGACAAGAUGGCGAUUCCAAUUUAUACUGCUUCACCUUCUCAAGCAGAAGUCCAAGCGAGUGGCCAGGUGUUAUUUCAAAGAUUUGUUCAUGUAGAGUUAGAAAAUGAAGGACUAAGUGAUGUUUUGAAUGUUGAAGAGUCGGCUGGUGAAUAUGAAGAUAUUGCUCCUAAUCUAUAUUCUCCUGUAAAUAGGAGACGUGCUGCUUCCCCGUUGUUUGCGAGCACUCCUGAAGGUUACAAAAAUGCUCAUUUGUUGGAAAUAGGUGCCAAUAUUAGAGAGUUUGCUAAUGAAUUCAACAGAAGCAGAGAAAGACAAAGAAUUCGAGAGCAGGCCGACCAGGUGGAUCUUGGUCACAUCAAUGAAAACACUUUUUUUAGGAUGCUUGAAGAGGUGUUCAAAGACGGAAUCAAUAAACAUUGUUUGGUUGCAUUGUUUUUCUUUUGCUCAGAUGUGUUAAUAAGGUGCCUAAAGAGAAAGAUGACGCAACUGGGUACAGAACUGUUUUUAUGGUCAACACAAUUUGUUGUAGAAAGAGUUUGCAAAUGGGUCUAUGAACAUGGGGGUUGGGCAAAAGUGAUGAAAAGCUUUUGGACUGGAUUUAAAGAAGUCACUGCAUGGACUUGUGCUGUUGUUGUAAUCAUCUGUGGUAUUGUGUAUGUCAGAAAAAAUUUGUUUUGAGCAAUAUAAUUUUGUUCCUUGUAUUUGUAUGCUAUAUGUAUAUUUAUAUGGAGCUUUUGUAAAUAGUGUAUGCUUAGUUGUUUUGAUGUUAAAAAAUUAAGUAUAAAGUUUUCUACUUGUGACAAGUGUGUACUUUAUGUUGAAAAUUGUAUUCUCUUGAAACAUGAGUGCUAGAGGCAUAGUACUGUAUGUCGAGUUUUUUUGUGUGAAAAUGUCUAAGACUAGAAAUGGAGACAACACUGUUGAAUGAACGGCUUUUCUGUGUCAAAUUUUCUAUGCAUGUAUUUAAUGCUCAAACUCUUAUGUAGUUUUUUUUAUUAGCGUUAUUAUUAGUAACUGCAAAUAAAUCAUUUUUUGUUAAAAGGGCAUAAGUCAACAUGGGUCAUAAGGGGGGCUUGAGCCCCCCCCCCCUCUAGACAUUGGUACUGUCAUUUUUUUAAUUAAAAGUUUGAACAUAAAUAUCAUUAAAACAUUUCAACAUAAGCCUUUAGUGAAUGACUGUUGUUAAAACCUUCUUUAAAUUUUUUAAUAAUUUCAAUCUCAUUUAUUUUUAUUUUGGAAUUAUAAUAAUGUUUUUUAAAUAACAAAUUUCCACCUGUUUUAUGAAGAAAACAAAUCUAGGAAUUCCCUUUAAGUGAUUAGAAGUUUUUUUUGAAACAAAUGGUUGAUGAUGAAGGUUUUCAUGAAUCAAACUUUCUUUUCUUUCUUCAUUAACAGAGAAAGAAGAAAGUAAAAGUUUUUUUCCCUUUGAAGUUAGGCCUUG